Messenger RNA from Branchiostoma belcheri (Belcher's lancelet), 1256 nucleotides. RefSeq lists its product as uncharacterized. The record is from RefSeq and is a predicted model, not a curated record. The transcript has 7 exons. The coding region runs from base 198 to 1145 and encodes 315 amino acids. Lineage: Eukaryota; Metazoa; Chordata; Leptocardii; Amphioxiformes; Branchiostomatidae.
AAUAUAUAAAAGCCUGUGUACUCUUGUAGCUAGUUCAGUUCAGUCAGUUCAGAGAAGACAAUACAGAGUUUCCACGUAGCUGUCGGCUCCUGUGUCUUUCUUUCGGGUCGUACAACUCCAACAUCGGCGGCUAAUUCUACGAACUUUGUCUUCCAGAUAUUUGCCGCCUUCAGAUAAUUUGAGUGACAUCAUCAAGCAUGACGCAGGCCCUUCCAGAAUUCCUGAAAACCGUGACGAUCCCGCAAGAUGACCUGGAGUUUGGGAAGGAGAUCACGGUGACCCAUACAGAAGUAGUUCCGGUGUCAGCGGAUGUGUACUGGUCCGGGUUCGAUGACUACUUCCAUCUGCAGGAGUAUGUGGGCAUGCACGAGAACAUGACAACUGUCAAGGGAGACGGCGGGGUGGGGACAGUGAUCGAGUUCGACUUCUUAGGCGGAAGGACCCAAGAAGAGCUUAUAAAGAAGGACGAGGACACCAAGACGUGGGCCAUCGCCAUGCUGGGCAGCAACCCUCUCUUCACCACAUACAUAGCUACUGUCAAGGUGGACGACGACACAAGUGAGACUGCCAAAGUGACGAUGAGCAUCACGGGAAUUGUCGCCCUCCAGGACUUUGACAAGAGGAGGGACCACAUUGCCUUUACAAAGUACAUGCUGCGCAACCGCAUCAAUGAGAUCCUUUGCAUCGUCGCUGACAAGAAGGGUGAGGUGCUGCACUUUGACAUUGACGUUGACUGCCCCAUGAAGAAGCUGUGGGACGCCGUGAAUGACUGGGCCGGGUACGCCUGGGUCAUGAACGCCACCGGUGUGGAAGUCGUCGCCGACCAGCCCAACUACGACCUGCGGAGGAAGGUGUUCUUCGGCCCGUGUUUCAUGGAGGAACGUCUGGUCCUGGGGAGCGAGAACCCCAACAGUCUGGAGUACGAGUUCGGAAGGAAUGACAACAUGGGCGUACUGCAUUAUCGUGGCAAGGUAGAAGUCCAGAAGAUAAGUGAGAAGAAGACGAAGGCCAAGUACACCGCGACCUUCCUCCCGCAGCCCGGAGUGGACGCCAAGGCCGGCAUCAAGGCUUCGAUGGACACUCGCCUGAAGUGGAUCCAGGAGACAUUUGGGGAGGGGGAGAGUUGGUGGUGCCGUAUACUCUGAGCAAGGUGGUACGUUAAAGGAAGAAACAAAUGCAAUUUCAGAUCGACAGUUCAAAACAAAUUCUGGAUGAGGAAAUCUGUCUGAUACUAUCAUGAAAGUUCAACUGUGUUG